Messenger RNA from Pongo pygmaeus (Bornean orangutan), 3182 nucleotides. RefSeq names its product nudix hydrolase 13 (gene NUDT13). The record is from RefSeq and is a predicted model, not a curated record. The coding region runs from base 129 to 1013 and encodes 294 amino acids. Gene Ontology annotation, molecular function: metal ion binding; hydrolase activity. NCBI's taxonomy places the organism in Eukaryota, Metazoa, Chordata, Mammalia, Primates, Hominidae. The transcript has 9 exons.
UGUGGCAGAAGCAGCAAUGGUGCCUCCGAGGAACGGAAGCCGUUGAACGUGAACAUUUGGAGUUUCCUCUUUUGUACUGAUUCCUGAGGACUAGGAAGGUGCCCCGAAAAGAAUUCAGAGAACUGACAAUGUCCCUGUAUUGUGGAAUGGCUUGCAGGAGAAAAUUUUUUUGGUGCUAUAGGCUGCUGUCAACCUAUGUUACUAAGACACGGUAUUUAUUUGAACUGAAGGAAGAUGAUGAUGCAUGUAAAAAAGCCCAGCAAACAGGAGCGUUUUACCUCUUUCAUAGUCUGGCUCCUCUGCUUCAGACUUCAGCACAUCAAUACCUGGCCCCCCGGCACAGCCUGUUAGAGUUGGAAAGGCUCCUGGGUAAAUUUGGACAGGAUGCACAAAGAAUAGAGGAUUCUGUGCUGAUUGGAUGCUCUGAGCAGCAGGAAGCAUGGUUUGCUCUGGAUCUAGGUCUGGAUAGCUCCUUUUCCAUAAGUGCCUCCUUACACAAACCUGAAAUGGAGACAGAGCUCAAGGGGUCUUUCAUUGAGCUGAGAAAGGCUCUCUUUCAACUCAAUGCAAGGGAUGCCUCCUUGCUGUCCACGGCUCAAGCUCUUCUCCGCUGGCAUGAUGCUCAUCAGUUCUGCAGCAGAAGUGGGCAGCCCACCAAGAAGAACGUGGCUGGCAGCAAGCGUGUGUGCCCUUCCAAUAAUAUCAUCUAUUAUCCACAGAUGGCUCCUGUGGUGAUCACACUGGUGUCAGAUGGGACCCGAUGCCUGCUUGCCCGCCAAAGCUCCUUUCCCAAGGGAAUGUAUUCUGCCUUGGCAGGUUUUUGUGAUAUAGGUGAAAGUGUAGAAGAGACCAUCCGUCGAGAAGUUGCAGAAGAGGUGGGAUUGGAGGUGGAAAGCCUGCAGUACUAUGCAUCCCAGCACUGGCCCUUCCCUAGUGGCUCACUCAUGAUUGCUUGCCAUGCAACUGUGAAACCAGGGCAGACAGAAGCUAGCAAUAUGCAUACUGUCUCAUGAUGCUGGAUACACAGUGGCAGCAAGCUGCAGUUGGCAAUGUGAUCACAAAGGCAAUCAACCAAUACUGUACUCUAUAGUAUACUGUAUUCAAUAAAUUACAUGACAUAUUCAACAGUUUAUUAUAAAAUAGGCUUUGUGUUAGAUGAUUUUGCCCAACUGUAUGCUAAUGUAAGUAUUCUGAGCCCAUUUAAGGUAGGCUAGGCUAAGCUAUGAUGUUUGUUGGGUUAGCUGUAUUAAAUAUAUUUUUGACUUAUGAUAUUUUCAAUUUUUGAUGGGUUUAUCAGGAAGUAACCCCACUGUAAGUCAAGGAACAUCUGUUUUGCCAAAAUGUUCUCCCAAGGGAUACAAUCAAUUUAUAUUCCUAUCAACAAUGUAGCUGUAUUAAAUAUAUUUUUGACUUAUGAUAUUUUCAAUUUUUGACAGGUUUAUCAGGAAGUUACCCCAUUGUAAGUCAAGGAACAUCUGUUUUGCCAAAAUGUUCUCCUAAGGGAUACAAUCAAUUUAUUUUCCUAUCAACAAUGUCUGAGAGUGUUUUUCUCUAUAUAUUCUCAACAACCUAGUAUGUAUUAUCAAGCCGUUUGAUACUUGCUAAUAAGUGAUGAAAAACACUAUUUUGAGGAAGAAUCAAUAUCGUGAAAAUGGCCAUACUUCCCAAGGUAAUUUAUAGAUUCAAUGACAUCCCCAUCAAGCUACCAAUGACUUUCUUCACAGAACUGGAAAAAACUACUUUAAAGUUCAUAUAGAACCAAAAAGAGCCUGCAUUGCCAAGUCAAUCCUAAGCCAAAAGAACAAAGCUGGAGGCAUCACGCUACCUGACCUCAAACUAUACUACAAGGCUACAGUAACCAAAACAGCAUGGUACUGGUACCAAAACAGAGAUAUAGACCAAUGGAACAGAACAGAGCCCUCAGAAAUAACGCCACAUAUCUACAACUAUCUGAUCUUUGACAAACCUGACAAAAACAAGAAAUGGGGAAAGGAUUCCCUAUUUAAUACAUGGUGCUGGGAAAACUGGCUAGCCAUAUGUAGAAAGCUGAAACUGAUACCUUCCUUACACCUUAUACAAAAAUUAAUUCAAGACGGAUUAAAGACUUAAACAUUAGACCUAAAACCAUAAAAACCCUAGAAGAAAACCUAGGCAUUACCAUUCAGGACAUAGGCAUGGGCAAGGACUUCAUGUCUAAAACACCAAAAGCAAUGGCAACAAAAGCCAAAAUGGACAAAUGGGAUCUAAUUAAACUAAAGAGCUUCUGCACAGCAAAAGAAACUGCCAUCAGAGUGAACAGGCAACCUACAGAAUGGGAGAAAAUUUUUGCAAUCUACCCACCUGACAAAUGGCUGAUCUACACAGAACUUAAAUUUACAAGAAAAAAACAACCCCAUCAAAAAGUGGGCAAAGGAUAUGAACAGACACUUCUCAAAAGAAGACAUUUAUGCAGCCAAAAGACACAUGAAAAAAUGCUCAUCAUCACUGGUCAUAAGAGAAAUGCGAAGCAAAACCACAAUGAGAUACCAUCUCACACCAGUUAGAAUGGCAAUCAUUAAAAAGUCAGGAAACAACAGGUGCUGGAGAGGAUGUGGAGAAAUAGGAACACUUUUACACUGUUGGUGGGAGUGUAAACUAGUUCAACCAUUGUGGAAGACAGUGUGGCGAUUCCUCAGGGAUCUAGAACUAGAAAUACCAUUUGACCCAGCCAUCUCAUUACUGGGUAUAUACCCAAAGGAUUAUAAAUCAUGCUGCUAUAAAGACACAUGCACAUGUAUGUUCAUUUUGGCACUAUUCACAAUAGCAAAGACUUGGAACCAACCCAAAUGUCCAACAAUGAUAGACUGGAUUAAGAAAAUGUGGCACAUAUACACCAUGGAAUACUAUGCAGCCAUAAAAAAUGAUGAGUUCAUGUCCUUUGUAGGGACAUGGAUGAAGCUGGAAACCAUCAUUCUCAGCAAACUAUCGCAAGGACAAAAAAUCAAACACCGCAUAUUCUCACUCAUAGGUGGGAAUUGAACAAUGAGAACACAUGGACACAGGAAGGGGAACAUCACACACCAGGGCCUGUUGUGGGGUGGGGGGAGGGGGGAGGGAUAGCAUUAGGAGAUAUACCUAAUAUAAAUGACGAGUUAAUGGGUGCCGCACACCAACAUGGCGCGUGUAUACGUAUGUAACAAAUC